Molecule: messenger RNA, 1220 nt
Organism: Brienomyrus brachyistius
Lineage: Eukaryota; Metazoa; Chordata; Actinopteri; Osteoglossiformes; Mormyridae
Gene: bricd5
Product: BRICHOS domain containing 5
Exons: 7
Coding region: 193-873 (226 amino acids)
Biological process (GO): regulation of cell population proliferation
Source: RefSeq, a predicted model, not a curated record
CCCCCUUGCAGCCUGAGUCAGGCGGCGCCUCCUGCACGCGCUGACAGGUAUUCUGCAGCUUGUGCUGGAUGAAGGCCUCCAAAAAGGGAACGCCAGGGUCUGGCCAGGUGUGCCGCUGCCUGGCCCAUUGUGGGCCUGUCUCUGCUCACAGUCAAACUGAGGGAACAGUGAAGAGGUGUACCUGGGUGCAGGAUGGUGAGGUGCUGUACGGCGAGCAGCCUGGAGGACUCCCCGUGUGUGGACGGGUCUCCAGCGUUGCCCAUCCAGUUCCGUCACCGGGCGCUCUGGGGCAGUCUGACGGCAGUCCUGCUCCUGGUGAUCAUAGUGCUCAGUGUCACCGGACGCCUGGGCUUUCGAUGGCCCGGCCCACAGGUGAUCAGGAUCACAGCACUGGACAGUACCGGCAGCCUGGUCAAUCAGUCGGCCACAGUGGAGCAGCGUGACAGCACGGUGACUUACAGCGUGACCUCUCGCGGCACCAACCGCACCUCCACCAUGCUCUUUGACAUCAGACAUGGGGUCAUAUGCUACAAGCCUGACAGCCAACGCACCUGCUUCCUUCGCAAAAUGGACUCAUCCGAUUAUGAGAAUCUGCAGGCCCUACUGGGUGAUCCUACACAGAAGGUCAGUCAGUUCUGGUUUCUGGGGAAUGAGACGCAGAGAUUCACGGAGUUCUUAGAAGUGCUGGGGGGCAAGCCUGUGGACAUCUCGUCCCUCCCAGGGUCCUUACAGUCCCUCUGUCUGCAAAGCUCGACUUACUGGGCCCGGAAAGCCGCCGGUCCGGCAAAGCAAAGGCUCAUUUACUUUUGUAUAGACAUAUGCUUCCCGAACAACGUGUGCGUGUCUGUGUGCUUCUACUACCUGCCUGAGUAAAGGCCAACAACCGAAUGUCAGAGCCCAGGGAACAAAGUGCUCUUUCUCCUCAUCACAAAGGUAGAGAGCCCAAGCUGAAAACACUGAUGGGGGGGGGGCAUGAGGUGGUGCGCACACACACGGCCCCCCAGCCAACCACCUCCCUGGAGGAGGAGACUAAACACCCCGUCCAGGAACAAGCAACCCUUAUCCUCACCUUUCAAUCUUUUAUACCUUUUUUUUUUGUAGUGGAAUCUGAAAGAUGAAAAGAUUCAUUGAAGUCUUCGUUUCCUGUAGCCUACAGCUGAUGACUAAGUAAAUGCACUUCUGUUGGCUGAAGUCUCUGCUUUCAAAUAAAAUGCUGCAUU